GUCCUUCGGGCUACUUUUCGAGCUCUAACAGCCAGAGGAAGUUUUCGGUACGUGCAGCUUGGCAACAUAUCACCAUGAUUGAGAAUCAUGAUGGACUUCUGCAACAAGAACCGGCCGUCGACGAUACAAGCAUAAGUCUGGUCUCUACCAUGUUGCAUUGGACUCGUUUGCUGGUUGGCGGCUUGGCACUACCUUUAGUUUUCCCCUGGUUGGUGUAUAAGCUAUACAAGUCUCAUUUUAAGAACAAAAUUUUCCGAGAUCGUUCUUUGGAAGAUAAAGUUGUCCUUAUUACUGGAGCUAGUUCUGGACUGGGAAAAGCUCUUGCAUUGGCAUACCAUAAAGCUGGUGCACGAGUAAUAUUAGCUGCUCGUAGAAGAGAUGCACUGGAAGAAGUGAAGGAAGAAUUGAUGUCUGUGCACUCAUCUAAAUAUGAGCCAGCCAUUCUCAUUUUAGAUUUGCAUGAAUUAAAGCAUAUCCCCGAAAAGGCACAAAAAGCACUUGACAUCUAUGGCCACAUUGAUAUUUUAAUCAAUAAUGGAGGCAUCAGUUAUCGUGGGGAAAUCGCAGACACUGAAUUGGAAGUUGAUAUGAGAGUUAUGGUGACCAAUUACUUUGGAGCAGUUGCUCUAACUAAAGCUCUCCUACCUUCUAUGCUGGAAAGAAAUUCUGGGUCCAUAAUUGCAAUAAGUAGCAUUCAAGGAAAAAUUGCAAUUCCAUUUCGAUCUGCUUAUUCAGCAUCCAAACAUGCUAUGCAAGCCUUCUUCGACACUCUUAAAUCUGAAUUGAGCCACACAGAUAUCCAUGUUUGCAUUAUAAGUCCUGGUUAUGUUCAUACAAAUCUAUCUUUAAAUGCGAUUACUGGCCAUGGUGGCACAUAUGGAGUCAUGGAUCAGACAACUGCUACUGGCAUGGAACCAGAUGAAGCAGCUGAAAGCAUCAUGGUUGCCACUGCCUCAAAGCGUACAGAACUUGUUCUAGCAGGAAUAUUGCCUAAACUUGCCCUUCUAAUCAGGUUGAUCUGCCCAUGGAUCUACUUCUACCUCAUGGGCAGUCGGGCUAGGAGGAUACGAGCGACUGGCGAAAAGGAGAACUGAACUAUAUCUUAUUAUAGAGGCUAUGAAAUAGAUCAAAUCUUUUUGAUUCAUUUUGCUUGUACAUAACUUGUAUUAUAACAUGAAGAAGAAAGGCUGUAGUAAAUUCCGAAAUAAACAUUUAAUAUUUUUUUUA
Messenger RNA from Uloborus diversus, 1227 nucleotides. RefSeq names its product dehydrogenase/reductase SDR family protein 7-like. The coding region runs from base 75 to 1094 and encodes 339 amino acids. The record is from RefSeq and is a predicted model, not a curated record. Lineage: Eukaryota; Metazoa; Arthropoda; Arachnida; Araneae; Uloboridae. Gene Ontology annotation, cellular component: membrane. The transcript has 7 exons.